AUGGCUCCCCCAAAGAAGGGUGGUGAGAAGGGCCGGUCCACCAUGAACAAGAUGGUGACCAGAGAAUACACUAUCAACAUUCAUAAGCGCAUCCAUGGAGUGGGUUUCAAGAAGCGUGCCCCUGAGGCACUCAAAGAAAUCCGGAAAUUUGCCAUGAAGGAGAUGGGAACUCCAGAUGUACGCACUGACACCAGGCUUGACAAAGCUGUCUGGGCCAAAGGAAUAAGGAACGUCCCAUACUGUAUCGUGUGA
Molecule: messenger RNA, 252 nt
Organism: Hippopotamus amphibius kiboko
Lineage: Eukaryota; Metazoa; Chordata; Mammalia; Artiodactyla; Hippopotamidae
Product: 60S ribosomal protein L31-like
Exons: 1
Coding region: 1-252 (83 amino acids)
Biological process (GO): cytoplasmic translation
Cellular component (GO): ribosome; cytosolic large ribosomal subunit
Molecular function (GO): structural constituent of ribosome
Source: RefSeq, a predicted model, not a curated record